AUGAUGGAAUUGUUCGACCAAGACCAAUUCCAAAACGAAAUUGCCAUUAAACUUAAAAACGGUACUGCAACUACAACGGAAAUCAUCACAGACCUUUUUGUUCAAAAUGCAAACACAGAAAACAUCACACAAAUCGUUCAGAUCGUUCAAUUAAUGAUUUCUGUCGAUUCGAAUGAUUUGCUUCUGUUUUUUACAGACAUUCUAAGAAAUUUCUUUGUACUUGGAUCAAACGAAACCACUGAGGAAAUCGAAAGUGUCUUUGUCAAUCAAAUCGACAAUCCUAAUGUGAUAGAAAUUGUUCAAACAAUACCAAGAGUGUACCUCUCAAAAUUUGAUGAAAUGGUUGAUAACUCCAAACAAGUGAUUCUCGAAAAGAUGUUUACAGAGUUAAACUUUAAAGUGAUUCUUUUUUACACAGCGAAUUACACAACUGCUGACCCACAAUUCGCUAAAAUACUUUCGGGUGCUCUCUUUACACCCGCAACGCCUACCCUUCCCUUAAGAGUGCACAACCCGAUCACCCGUAAAUAUCUGAUGAAAUUGUUAAUUUCUCUUUUUCAGAAAUUCGACAACGAGAAGACAAUACCAGGAAAUACAACAUGUUCCGAAUUGAUGAACGUCUUUUUCGAACACACAAACCCAAUAAUUCCAAUCCGCAUGACACAAUACGACUUGAAAGGUCAUGGUUUUGUCGGAUUAGAAAAUUUGGGGUGUACAUGUUACGUCAAUUCCAUUAUCCAGCAGUUGUAUAUGAAUGUCCAUUUCCGCAACUCAAUCAUGUCUCUUCACCCAACUGAGAAAUCAAUUUACAUCAACGCAUUCCAAAAACUCUUUUCUGAGCUCCACACGUCUUCUUUGCGUUACGUCAAGACGGGAGACUUCUUCUCGAAACUCCGCGACUCCAACGGGAAGAAGUUCAACGCUCACAUCCAAAUGGACGCACAAGAGUUUCUCUGUAAUGUUUUAGAGACAAUUGAGAAAGAACUGAAGCUCUUGCCGCACCAAGAGAAUAUUAUUGAACACUGUUUUUCGUUGGUAUUGUCUAACCAAAUAAGAAGCGAAGAGUGCGGACAUGUUAGUGAGACAGAAGAACGAACAAAUUGCCUUCAAAUAGCUAUCAAAACGUUUGGGGAAUGUAACAAAACGUGUUUAAGAGAGAGUUUUGAGGCAAUGGUGUGCGGGGAUGAGCUCUCUGGAGAGAACAAAUAUCAUUGCACGCGUUGUGGCGAUUUUGUCAAUGCAAUUAAGAGAUCAUGUUUCAAAGUUCUUCCAAACACUCUCGUUCUGCAUUUGAAGAGAUUCGAGUUUGAUUAUGAGACAAUGAAGAAAUUUAAGAUUUAUGACAAGUUCGCCUUUCCGACACUUCUCAAUCUCACCACUUAUUCGUCACUCUUUUUGGAUAAACAAUUCCCUCAUUCAAAUGAAAAUUGUUUUGUUUAUGAAUUGGUCGGUGUGGUUGUACACACAGGGAAUUUGGAUAGUGGGCACUAUUACUCGUAUAUAAAGAACCAAGAGAGUGGAACAGAUUGGGUAGAAUUCAAUGAUGACAUUGUGGAGUAUUUCAAUCUCGAAAAUCUAGAAAAAGCAACGUUUGGAGAUUGUGGAAAGAAAAACUGUGCGUAUAUACUAUUUUACCAGAAAAAAGAACCAAACUAUGUUAUUAAAAGUGUCACGUGGCCAAAAGUGUACUGUCAACCGGUCGUUGUGAACGAUUUGAAGAUUUUGAAUAGUUUUAAUGUGUUUAUGAGUUUUGAAAUGGCAGAUUAUUUACUUUCGUUUUUGGAGCAUCUCAAUAAAAACGAGUGGAUUGAAUUUGGAAAAACGGCGUUAAAAACAAACAAAGAAUAUCAAAACAUGAGUGGAAAAGAGAGUGGCGAGAUUGAGGAUGUGGCGAAACGGUGUCUCUCAUUUGUGUUUAUUGAGAAACCCGUUUUGUUUAAAUACGAAAAUAACAAAAAAUUUGAUGACAAGUUGAUUGAAUUGUUGGAACGACACGAUUCUUUGGUGGAGAAAAUAAUCGAAGAAGAAAUUAACCAAAAGCUGAAAAAAAACCUUCUCAUGAAGACACUCACCGAAGUCUUUGUAGAAAGCACGACUGACGAAGUGAUCAAGUUCUUUGCGAGGUUAAUCAACAUCGGAAACAAAGAACGGGUCACUUUAUAUGGAGAGCUGUUGGUCGAGAAAAUGAUGAGGAUCAGAAAGACAGCACUGGACUUUUUGAAGUUUUGUAAACUCAUGAAUUUGACAGAGAGAGAAAGUACUCUGUGGAAGGCAAUGAGUCAAAAACUUGUAUCCAUGGGGAACUCUGGGAUUGGGAUGGUCGAGAGAACACUUUCGUGUAACGACGGUAAAACGAAGAAAGCUCCAAACUACGAAGACUUGUGUUCGGUUUUUAUCGACAUUGUUGAGGGGUAUCCCGACGUUACACAAAUUGGGGUGAGUCAAAAUUACAAACAUAAAAUUUUGAAUUGGGCAGAGUGUUGUGAUGAGUUUGUUGAUCAAACGAAAAUAGAUGAGUUCAAAAUCUUGUUAACAAUGGAUGGCGAUGUUGUUGACAAAAAUGGUAUUUGCGUGGUAUAA
Entamoeba invadens IP1 is the source of this 2580-nucleotide messenger RNA. RefSeq names its product ubiquitin specific protease, putative. Bases 1 to 2580 code for a protein of 859 amino acids. The transcript is spliced from 2 exons. Gene Ontology annotation, biological process: protein deubiquitination. Gene Ontology annotation, cellular component: cytosol; nucleus. The record is from RefSeq and is a predicted model, not a curated record. Gene Ontology annotation, molecular function: cysteine-type endopeptidase activity; cysteine-type deubiquitinase activity. NCBI's taxonomy places the organism in Eukaryota, Evosea, Mastigamoebida, Endamoebidae.